This is a messenger RNA of Neospora caninum, 507 nucleotides long. RefSeq names its product putative cytochrome c. NCBI's taxonomy places the organism in Eukaryota, Apicomplexa, Conoidasida, Eucoccidiorida, Sarcocystidae. Gene Ontology annotation, molecular function: electron transfer activity; heme binding. The record is from RefSeq and is a predicted model, not a curated record. The coding region runs from base 1 to 507 and encodes 168 amino acids. The transcript is spliced from 2 exons. Gene Ontology annotation, biological process: mitochondrial electron transport, ubiquinol to cytochrome c; mitochondrial electron transport, cytochrome c to oxygen. Gene Ontology annotation, cellular component: mitochondrial intermembrane space.
AUGGCUCAAAGCACGGGUUCCCAAGAUUCCUCCAUUGGCACUGGGAGAGCUGCUCGGCCUUCCCGGUUCGUGGAAGAUGAUGAGGUAUCCGAUGGGUUCGUCGCGCCUCCUGGAGACGCCGUUCGUGGAGCCAAACUCUUCAAGAAGCACUGUGCACAGUGCCACUCCGUUUUCCCUGAUGGGCGUCAUUUAAUCGCUGGCAAUACUUCGUGGGGACCUACGCUCUGGAACGUCUACAUGAGAACGGCCGGCGUUGAGAAAGACACCUCAUGUGCCCCCGUUAGCGCCCAUAUCCUCGAUUCCGGCGUCGUUUGGAAUGACGCGAACCUCAUGAGGUACAUGAAAAACCCGAAGAUGUUCAUUAACGGCGUAGUCGGCAUGAACUUCUUUGGAAUCGCCAACUUUCAAGAUCGAGUUGACAUUAUUCAUUAUCUUCGAACCUUAACUUGGUCGCAUCCAAAUGGCAAGAAGAUCCUGGACAUCAUGUCUUCGGAUAAGUCAAAGUAG